Molecule: messenger RNA, 459 nt
Organism: Fonsecaea nubica
Lineage: Eukaryota; Fungi; Ascomycota; Eurotiomycetes; Chaetothyriales; Herpotrichiellaceae
Exons: 1
Coding region: 1-459 (152 amino acids)
Source: RefSeq, a predicted model, not a curated record
AUGUCAACACUUGAGUGCCUGCUCCACCCUCACCACAUCUCGUUGAUUGACACGCACUCAUUGCGUGCCAAGCUCAAUCAUGUGGGUGACGCCUACUACAACGUUGACGGCUUACCAUCGCAUCGCGGGGUAUUGGCUCCAAAGUUCGACGUCUUCGAAAUAGAAGGGGAUGUAGGGGGAUGGCUUCUGGUUGGAGAUCUGCCGGGGAUUGAUUCUGCCGAUGACAUCAAGAUUGAGUGGUUGGAUGGUAGUACUAUCUUCGUCCGUGGGAAAAAGGAGACAUCGUCAAUCCCAACUUUCGGUGAGACAGGAAGCACGAUCAUGAAGACUGUUCACAAGGAGAGACAUGAAGGACUCUUUGAGCGUUCUGUUACAUUGCCCGCAAAGGCAAAUGCCAACGGGACGAAGAUAGAGGUGAAAAGCGGAGUUGUCUUUGUGAGAAUUCCGAAACAGACCUAG